UUUUUGUUCCAUCUUGGAAACAAAGAGAAGGCCGGAUUGAGAUUCAGAUUCAUCGGAAAUUUUAAUUUUAGCUUUCACCAUAGUUGACCUCUUUUCAUCUUCUUCUUCUUCUUCUUCUUCUUCUCCGUCUUCUUCAGCCCUAAUCCCUCCCUCCACCACUCCCACUUCUCCUUCAUUUCCCAUUCCAACGCUCCCUCCAUUAUUUCCCACCUCAACAAUGGUUAUCUCUCCCCUCCAUGGCGCCCUUUUCCCUUUCCUCUUUUAGUAUCUGCUUCCCCCUACCUCUGACAACUCACCACUCACUGUCCUUCAUUCCCUUCGUCCUCUGUGGCCUCCUAGUAGGCAAGUUUAUGAGCUGGGUGGAUCAUUACAGUGAAGUUCCAAGGGAAAUUCUUGAAUAGGUUUUUCAAACCCGACUUGAAACAGAAGUAUUUCGUUAAAAGAAUGCAGAAUCAGGAAAAUCUCGAUGCAGAUGGGAAAGCGGAGUCUGUAAUAUCCAUUCAAACAUCAGAAUACGAUUCCUGGGGCAAUUUGGGUGAUGAUGAUAUCAUGCUGCAGAAAUCUGCAAUUUUUGUUCAGGAAGCUGAGAAAGUUCCAUUUGUCGGUGACAAGGAACCACUUUCUUCUUUAGAAGCUGAAUAUAAAUCGGGAAGUCCAAUUUUGCUGGAGAAAAUUAAGGUGCUCAGUGGCCAGUAUGCUGCCAUUCGUCGAACACGUGGUGAUGGGAACUGCUUUUUCCGAAGCUUCAUGUUUUCUUAUCUUGAACACAUUUUAGAGUCACAAGACAAAACUGAAGUUGAUCGCAUCAAAACAAAUGUUGAAAAUUGUAGGAAAACACUUCGAAGUCUGGGAUAUACAGAAUUUACCUUUGAAGAUUUUUUUGCGCUAUUCCUUGAGCAGCUGGAAAGUGCUCUUCAAGGAAAUGAAUCCUCUAUAAGUCAUGAAGAACUUGUUAUUAGGAGUCGGGACCAGUCUAUCUCUGAUUAUGUUGUUAUGUUUUUCAGGUUUGUUACAUCAGGUGAAAUACAAAAGCGUUCAGAAUUUUUUGAGCCUUUUAUUAUGGGAUUGACAAAUGGAACGGUUGAUCAGUUCUGCAAGACAGCAGUUGAACCAAUGGGUGAAGAGAGUGAUCAUGUACACAUAAUUGCCUUAUCUGAUGCUUUGGGUGUGCCGAUUCGUGUUCUGUACCUUGAUCGAAGCUCCUGUGAUUCUGGUGGCCUCAGUGUAAACCACCAUGAUUUUGUUCCUGCUACCACUGAGGUCGCAAGUGGUAGUGCUGCCUCUGAGAUAAAGAUCCCUUUCAUUACUUUGCUCUAUCGCCCUGGUCAUUAUGAUAUCCUUUAUCCAAAAUGAUGGGUGGUGGGGCUCUCAGAGUUGAACUGCAUUGACACGGCGGACAUGGAUCCAAGCUUCGACAAGAUUAAAGGUUGGAUCUUCAUAAUUGCUAGAUGUUGUUCUGUACUGAUUUUAAUUACUGAUGAGCUUGUUUGAGUAAAAAAAGAAAGGAAUUAUAUUCACCAGUUAACUGAAAUUUGAAAUAUACAUGUGAAUCAGUCUUCGAGUUUUUCAGUCAUCUUGCAAAUAGAUUUCCUUACACAAUCUCUUAGAAUGUUUGAGAAUUGAGAUAUAGUAUUUCAAUCCAAUUUCAAUACAGGGACACUAUUACUUGGGGUGA
Cucumis sativus (cucumber) is the source of this 1675-nucleotide messenger RNA. Its product is annotated as OVARIAN TUMOR DOMAIN-containing deubiquitinating enzyme 1. Gene Ontology annotation, cellular component: nucleus. The record is from RefSeq and is a predicted model, not a curated record. The transcript has 10 exons. Gene Ontology annotation, biological process: protein K48-linked deubiquitination. Gene Ontology annotation, molecular function: ubiquitin binding; cysteine-type deubiquitinase activity. Bases 445 to 1353 code for a protein of 302 amino acids. Lineage: Eukaryota; Viridiplantae; Streptophyta; Magnoliopsida; Cucurbitales; Cucurbitaceae.